Molecule: messenger RNA, 318 nt
Organism: Schistosoma spindalis
Lineage: Eukaryota; Metazoa; Platyhelminthes; Trematoda; Strigeidida; Schistosomatidae
Source: the annotation of a GenBank genome assembly
AUGAGUGAGAACACCUUGAUUCGAACGAGGAAGUUUAUGUCUAAUCGCUUGCUAUGUCGCAAGCAGAUGGUUGUUGACAUUUUACACCCAGGACGUUGUGUCCUUUCAAGAAAUGAAAUUCGAGAAAAGCUUGCUAAGACCUAUAAAACUUCCCCGGAUGUCGUUUUCGCGUAUGGUUUCCGGACUCAGUUUGGAGGUGGCAAGUCAACAGGCUUUGCUCUUGUGUACGAUUCUCUGGAUCAUGCUAAGAAGUUCGAAAUGAAAUAUCGUCUAGCUAGGGUAAGACAACGUAUUAUCAAACGAAGUUUUGUAGAAUAA